Messenger RNA from Musa acuminata AAA Group (dessert banana), 8765 nucleotides. RefSeq names its product ACT domain-containing protein ACR8-like. Lineage: Eukaryota; Viridiplantae; Streptophyta; Magnoliopsida; Zingiberales; Musaceae. The record is from RefSeq and is a predicted model, not a curated record. The coding region runs from base 6755 to 8290 and encodes 511 amino acids. The transcript has 11 exons.
UUCCUGAGAGGGUGGUUUUAGGCAUGGAGGAAUUGUGUGAAGCGAGGGUUUGCUUGUUUUUCCCUUAAUCAGAGAUGGAAGGAAAGGACUUGUAAAUUCUGUAUACUAAAAGUUGGGGACCACCAUUUUACUAUUAGGAGCUUCUGUUUAGUUUAACUUCCAUGGUACUUCUCUAUACGUUGUCUUGUUCAAUUCAAAAAGAAGUAGGAUCCAUCAAUUUCGGGUACUUUCUUCUGAUCUUUAUCUUAUAUUUUUGUGAGCUAGGAUCAAGGUGUUGUGUGCAAUGGCAACCAAUGCAGGCAUGUCGAGUCAUGUGCCACAGCUACAGGCCAAUUAUGGUACACAUGAUUGCAUGCAUUAUCCAUGCUGUGCACAUCACCUUAUUGAGAUCAAUCUCGAGGUCAUAUUUGUUACCCAGAUUUAUCUCUUUAGUUUCACACUUUCCUCUGCUAGUUGUAUCCAAGAAUUGUCAUAUCAUGGCAUAUGGGCAUGCUGAUACCUUUUUGGCAUGGUAUGAUGUCAAUAUCCUUUUAGCACAAUGACAGCAACACCUUUCUGGCGUAGCUCAGUACUGAUCUUUGCUGGUUGUAUAUGUAUGCUUAUAUAUCAGCCAACUUUUGCCAAAAAAUUUGCUUAGCCUUGUGUCAGCACUCAGUUGUAAUUCAACAUAGACAUGCUAAUAUCCUUUUGGCACAACAUGUGCUGACUCAUGCCAACAAACACAAUCCUUACUUGCAUCAUGCCUUUUAUAUUGGUUUGAUUAUGCCUUUAGAAAACUUGGCAUGCUCAGAUUCAUGGUUAGUGUUUCUUUGUGUUGGUUUCAUUGUGCCCUCGAAGCUUGUUCAGACCAGAAACGUCAAUUGGUAUUGUCUCUUGAAUGAUGGGAUACCACAUAGCGUAGCAGUAAGCACUUUGUUAGGUACUGAUGUCAUGUCUGUUUAUCUUAUUGCAUUCACGCAAUGUUUCUUAACUUGCUUAAACAUGAUGCUUUUUUCAUUUCAUUUGUAAAACUUAACACUAAGAUUGGGUCUUGUAACACGUUGGCUUGUGUCAAGUUGGACCCAUGAAGUCUGAACAUGAAAUUAUUCUAACAGGAUUGAAGUUGUGGAAUCCACCAUAGAAAAGGAGAAAACAUUAUACUUAAUUUAUAAAUAAUCCAGAAUGUCAGUUUAGUAUUCUUCCUAUUCAUGAAGACUUAUUCUCUUGUUAUGGGCUAAAGAUUGCAAACUCUACAAGGAGAACAAUAACAAUAUAUUUCAAAGUCCAUUAAAAAAAGGAACAUGAUAACAAGCAAAAUAUAUUUUUCCACAAAAAAUUUUCUCGACCAAUGAGCUUUAUGUAAGCUUAUGGUACAAAAUAACUCAAAAGGCAUCAUUUUUUUUUGUACCACUUCUAACCCACUCUUUUUAGGCUUCCUCUACCUUGGCGUUAGUCUUCUAAAUUGAAUUAGUUAGCUUUGCUGAGCAUUUUUUGCUUUCUUUUGGCGCAUCCAGGCUAUAUUUUACAAUCUUCACUUUUUUAAAAAUGAAUGUUACUUUUAUCUGUUAUUCGAUAUCCACGUUGACAGCUUAUUUUUGUUACACUAUCUUUCCAUAUAUGUUUCCGGUUGCCCAACACUUUGUUCAAUAAAACAUAAUUGAUCUUGUUUCUGUCUUUUGAAUAAUUUCUUCCAAUUUGUGAAGCAAUAGUUAACAGCAUGGUGACAUCACACUUCCGAUGUACCAUUUAAUUUUAACUACCGGAUUUAAUUCAGCAGUAUCUUCUUUGAUCUCAAUAUGUUGUUGAUUGACAAGAAGAUGCAAGAUUUCUGUUGAAAAUUUGAAUUUAUCUACCUUGAUUGCACCAUCUUUUCCUAUGAUCAUGGUGCCAGUUGUUUUAAUAUAUUUGGUCUUGGUCUGAUUUAUUGUAAAGUGUUCUAAAGUUUGUCUCCUUGUAUCUUUAAUAAGAUUUUUAUCUCUUAUAUAAUCUCAGCCUCUCAAUAACAAACAAUGUUGUCUUAAAAUAAGAUAUACCUUGAAACUUGAGUUUGAGUAUAUAUACUGAAUCCAUCUGUUACGAACACAUAGGGCUAACGAUUAUUAUAACUUAAAAUUGGCUUAUAGUUGACGUAUGUUUGACGAAUGCUAAUUAUUUAUAUUGAGAUGAGUACACUAUCUAAUGCAUCUACUUUAAGCUUAGAUUUGGUCAAAUAUGUCUGGUGUGAUGCCGAACAAACAGAAAACAUAUGAUUGCAUAAAUGGCUAAGUUUGCACCUACUGGCAGUUAAGAACAACAUAAGUACACAUUGCAAACAAAUUGAGGACAUGAUGUUCCUGAGGAGCACCUUGUAAAGUUGAGUUUACAGAACAACCCAUACGGGUCAACUUUAAUAUACACAAACCAGACCUCUCUUUUUAAUUGCCCCUUCUAUCAUCCUCUCUUCUCUCCUUAUUACCAUCCUCUCUUGUUUUUUUUUCUCUUUUAUUGUCAUCCUCUAUUCUUUAGCUUUCACCCUUCAUUUGUCUCUCUCAUUACUUCAAUUUCUCUCACUUUUGCUGUUGUACUUUCUGAUGCCACUCCCUUUCUAUCAUUCUUUUUUCUUCUCUUAUCACCUAACUUCACGCUGUUGCUGACAGCCUGACCUGCCUUUUAGUGUCCAGCUUAUUGGAGUUGAUAUUUCUAUCUUUUAAUAACCAGAUUAAUCAAAUUCAUUCUAUAACAAAGAGGCACUUCACAACUAUAUUUUUGUUAUAAAAUAAAUAUUUUAUUAUUUUUUAUACAAACAUAUUUUAUUGCUAGAUCCACUGGUCCAACCAGUGAACUGGUGACCUGAGGUUAGGUUGGUCUGAUGUCCAGUGGAGGUUUGGUAAUUAUGGUUAGAAUUAUCUCAAUGAGCCAGUUAUGAGGCUGAAUGUGCCUAUUAUAAAUUAUUGAUUAACAUUAUUGAUAUUUAUGCAGAUAUAACAACAUGGUGUUAAUUUAGUGGCGGGAGACUAAACUAUCCCAAAACCCUCCCUUCUAGCCCCAGGCAAGGGCUGUUUGUUUGUUUUUCUUUUAUGUUUGGAUGUAUGGCCAUUCAUAUAUACAGUCACUAUUUUAGAUGGAGUUUAGAGUCAUACCUUAGGUUGUAUACUUAUUUUUGAAUUAUGUUUUUGUUAUAGAUACCACUGGGAGAGUUUAUAAAUGGUUCAUGUUAAGAGAAUUUUAUUGGUGUCUUUAUAUGAUCCAAAGUUAUCUUAUUUUACAAUGUAUAUGGAAUACUGUAAGCCCUUAAGGGCUACAUCUUGGUAUUGAUUAUUUUAUUGUUGCAAUUUUAUGAUAGUUUAAUAACUGAACUCUCUGUUUUUCUUAUACAUUUGGGCGACCAAUUCUACUUUUCAUCUAAGUGUACCUUAAUAGCAGGGACAUAUCCUUUAAACUGAUAUCAAAGCAGGUAGGUGUUUUACAAUAAUCCUCUGCAAUGCCUACACCGUUAUUCCAUGACUUUAUGAAGAUCUAUGUGAGAACCCUAUCAUAUUUUAUUUUAUAUCUGAUGCUGCUAAAUGCCCUACAAUCUGUAUGUGAUUUUAGGUUCCCCCCAUAUUAGAAGGAAGAAAUCUCGAUAAUGUAUUGAAAAAUACAGUGCCUUAUAAUAGCAGUUAACAACUUAAUCAACAUUUCACUUGCAGAUCUUCAGCAGAUGGCUUGUCCCAUUUAUUGAUUAUGUUUAUUCUUAUUGACCAAUAAUAAUUCCGCUGGAUAACAUUGAGAAUUGUGACUGACUUGGUUGUAUCAUAUGCAACAACAAAUAUCAUUAGGUCCAUCUCAUGGAAUGGGACCUGCUAUCCUUAGAAGGGAGCCUUGGUUUCACUGUGGUUUUCCUGUAAGCAACACAUGAUAAAAUUCAAACCUUGCUGGUGGGUUUCGGUUAAGAACUAAUGCCAUUGUGUCUGGAUGCUUGUUUUCUGGUGGUCAGAUUUCAGUUUUUUGAACUCUAUUACUCACAUAGAAUAUUUUUCUCCCUUGUGGAUCUGGAAGGGGCUUCCACUUAUUAGGUAAAUUGUGUUAAGAAGUGUCCAAUGAAGAUAAUGAUUUUGCCUUUUUUUGUCUCAAGCUUGUAAAUGAUAGGUAGUAGUGGUAUAAUUUCUUCUACAAUGGCAGCAUAUGGGAGGUUUGAAUAAAUUGUUCAAGGUUACUGCCCCAGGGCCACAGCAGAACAUGACCUAAUGUGGCAGCAAGAAUGAUGCUCUUUCCAUUCUACAAAAUCAUGUGCUUUUGGAUGUGGAGACUAUCCUUUCAAGGGUCAAGGAUUUUGCAAUUAUAAGCGGUACUUAGUUGCUGAACAUGCAAAAGCUGUCUGGCUGACGAGCACCGCCUAAUGCUGGGAAGGACAACUAUUUACUCAACAGAGUGAAGCUGAGGACUAGAUGAAUUGAUCUGGAGUAGACUCUGCAGGAACCCGGCAUAGAUCUCCCCUAAUGCUGGGAAGGACAAAAGUUAUUUGUGAAGCAUUCUUGGAUGUCUCAAGUUAAGGUUAUAUAAAUGGGCGGAGUACGUUGUAAAGUUGCAACUCUUGCACCGGUGGCUUGACUGGUGAGACCAGUUCAUGGGGCAUUCAAAUGCAAGGAAUCGGAAAAGCUUCUACAGGUGCGGACAAGCUUUUUAUGCAUAGAGGUGUCGAUAGAAUGAUGCUUGCUAAUCAAUAUCCUUUUAGGUUUGGUCUGAUUUGACUAAUCGAUUGAUCCUAUAUAAUGUGAGAUACGAUGAUCUGAUCGGCCAGUUGGCCACAUAUGGUUAUGUGCUCAGUAUAUCUUUUUCUUAUCUGUCAAUUGUACUAUAUCAAAAAUUACUCGUAGUGAGUGAUAAGAUUCUUCAAGAAAGCCUUAUCAAUUGUACAAUAUCUAACUUUGCUCGUGGUGAUGAGGUUGCUUUAAGAAAGCUUGUUGAGGACGGACAAGGUGAAGUUAGAUCAUUCAACUUGUUGGUGAAGGUGACAUCACAAUCAUGGUCGAGAUCACAGUAUGAAGUUUGAUGCCAAUAAGAUCUCCCAAGGAGUGAGAGCUGCCACAAAUAGGCACUAUCUCUUGCAAAUGGAAAAAAGGUGUGUUUAGUGGGAAGGUAUAUCUGACCAUGCUCCAAUGAAUGACACAUGAAAAGGUAAAAGAAAACGAAGGCCCCACAUAAAAGAGUGCAUGACAAGGUAGGAAUUGAUGCAGUUCUCUCUAGGGUAAUUGCUGACCUAUCCCCUCCAAAAAAAUCAAAAGAAGCAUCAUCAGCUGGUGGUGCUGGUUUCGGUUUAUUUUCAGAUCACUGCAGUAUCUUUGCUCAUCAUCAAAUGGUUGUUGUUGCUGAAGCAAACAUAGGGACCAAAGUAUGACUUGAUUGUUUUCAUAACCCUUUCUUUUUCUUUUUUAGGGGAAUUAUGCAAUGUAUCCCGUAUCUUAUGGACCAAACUCUAAAGAACUGGUACUCGAUUUGUUGAUCGACUGCAUGUUUCCUGGUUAUUUCCUGUCAAAUGAGGAGCAGCAGCCAAUCAUUCUCAAUUGGAGAACCCGACGAAGCAAUGUAUAAAGCUGCAGCAACAUCUCCGAAGCUUCCACGCUCUCAUCCUCACGUCCAGGUUUUUGGCUUCUCCUCUCUCGAUUCGUUUGGUUUAUAUCGUCUAGCUAGCUUCGCUGCAGCUACAGCUGCAGCAUCAUCUCUGAAUCCCUUGUCGGUACAUCUCAUGAAGAUCGACAGCAUCCAAAGGUAUGCGCACUUUUGUUGCUAUUGUUUUCUGCCAUCUUCCCAUUUCCAUCAUGGUUGCUCCGUCCUCCUGUCUUUGGGAUAAAGACAACAUGUUCGAUGGAAUGUAUCUACGACCAAGAAAUCAUUCACUUGGUCACAUGAUGUUGAUUAAGCAACAUCGGAUGGUGUUCAUCGUCAAAGUUCAAACUCAAUACAUAAAUAGGAUUCUCAAGUAUCUUUUAAUUGGAUUCGAUGCAGAGUUGGGAUCCCAAUGGAUGAGAUCUUGUCUUUCGGGUAGGGUGGCAUUGAUGGGUUCCUUUCGAAGGUGCUACCCACAGCCUGCUCUUAAUGGAGUAUGAAGAGAAUUAAACGUGGUUGAGUUCGAUGCAGUCGUGUCACCUGCGGAGAGAUCAACCCAAUUAUCUUAAGUUCUUCUAAUGAAUCGAUCUUACAUCUCUGACGGCGCCACAUGACGGCAGCGCCCCCUGGUCGACACGUGGUUUGUGCCUCUGGAGGCCGAGCCACGCCGCGACGCGUCGCGUCGUCAGAGCCGUACGUUACGGGCACCGGUCCAUCAACCGUCCAUCCCACGCCGUGUAACGCGGCAUGGGUUUGGUCCUCCACAAGACGCCAUUAAUUGUCCGCGAAGGGACGCGUGGCGGCAUCGCAGGAGCUCCUCUCAUCAUCAUCCUGAUCAUCACGACCAUUAAAGCUUGUUAAACAGAGAGCGACUCGAAGGUGGGGGAAGGAGGUCGGGCGGCAAUGGCAUCGGCAGCGGUCGCGGAGGACGAGAAGAACAGGUGGUUUAGUUAGUUAGUUAAUGAAGGAGGAAGGUGGGCAUAAUUAUAGCGUGCGGCGGAAGGAAAGGGUUGUUGGGCCCACCCGCCCACGUGCGUAUGUUGUGAGCGGGAGGGAAGAGGGUCAGAUGCGCCGGAAGGUGGUUAGUUGGCCCGGUCGGGUUAGGAUUUGGCGAGUAGGUCGAGGAGUCCCGAGCCCGACGCACAAGCCCUUUUGAUGGCUCCUCUCCCUCUCUCCGGGAACAAGACAUCUUGGGAUCGAGUUCCGAUAUAUGUUAACGAGGCAUCCCAUGGAACAGAGGAUACUGAGAGAGGGGAACGGGCCGGCGACUUCUUUGCCUCUGAUUCCUUACGAGUCGAUCCAGGGAGGAGGAAGGAUGGAGGAGUUAGCGGCGUCUUUGGACGAGUAUGACAAGUUGGUCAUCCGAAUGAACACCCCCAGAGUGGUGGUGGACAAUGCCGUGUGCCCCACAGCGACGCUGGUGAAGGUGGACAGCGCUCGGGAGCACGGCAUCCUGUUGGAGGCCGUGCGCGUCCUCGCCGACCUCGACCUAGCCGUCCGCAAGGCCUACAUCUCCUCCGACGGCCGCUGGUUCAUGAACGUCUUCCACGUCACCGACCGCUGUGGCCGCAAGCUCGCCGACCGAUCCCUUACCUCCCACCUCGAGCGCUCCCUGUGUGCCUCCCGCCCCGGUGACGACACACAGCCCCCCGCUCUCCUUACGGAGCCUGCCGGCCUCGAAGUCCACGGCCUCACGACUCUCGAACUCGCCGGCGCCGACCGCCCGGGCCUUCUCUCCGAGGUCUUCGCCGUGCUCCGCGACGUCGAGUGCGACGUGGUGGCGGCCAAGGUGUGGACCCACAACGGCCGCGUCGCGUCCCUCAUCACCGUCAGGGAGGGCCGCCCCGGCUCGCCCACCGACGCCGACGCCGACGCCACGCUCCGCGCCCGUCGCGUCGAGGCGCGACUCGGGAACGUCCUCAGGGGCGACCACGCCGUCCGCGGCGCGAGGAACGCCACCGCGGUUGCGUCGUCGUCCGCCUCGGCGGCCCAUUCCGACCGCCGGAUGCACCAGCUGAUGUUCGCCGACCGCGACUACGAGCAGACCACCCCCGGCGUCUCUACGCCGGCGCGGUCGGUGGUCUCGGUGCAGAACUGGGUGAACCGCGGGUACUCCAUCGUCAACGUCGAGUGCCGCGACCAGCCGAAGCUCCUUUUCGACGUGAUAUGCACGUUGACGGACAUGGAGUACGUCGUCUUCCACGGCAUCAUCGACACCGACGGCGACAGGGCUCGCCAGGAGUUCUACAUAAGGCAUUUGGACGGAACUCCGAUCAAUUCGGAAGCGGAGCGACAGCGAGUGAUCCAGUGCUUGCAAGCCGCCAUUGAUCGCAGAGCAUGCGAAGGAGCGAUGCUGGAGUUGUGCACAGCGGAUCGAAGAGGUCUGCUCGCGGACGUGACGCAGACGUUCCGCGAGCACGGGCUAUCCGUGACGAGAGCGGAGGUGACCACCAAGGCCGGAAUUGCCAUGGACGUGUUCUACGUGGCCGACACGGCCGGCCACGCCGUCGACCAGAGGACGGUCGACGCUAUCACGGAACGUGUCGGCGUGGAGAGCCUAAAAUUGAGUGAGGAGCGACGGCCGUGGUGCCACCAGAAGUGGCCCACCACCGAGGAGGACAGAGUAGCCAAUGGUGGUGGUGGUGGUGGGGUUGGGCUGUUCUACCUUGGGAGCAUAGUGAAGAGGAACCUCUACAACCUGGGCCUCAUCAGAUCCUGCUCUUUGCAGGGAGCCCAUAGCACGUAGGGGGUUUGCAUGUGUUCUCGCCGCGUAGUAUGUCUGAUCUGGACCUGAGUCUGCACAUAAAAGAAAUGGGGGCAUCGGAGAAGGAAAGGACAUCAGAUUGCUUCUCCACAGUGGAGAUCAUAGGUCCCCACAUCACCCGCCCCACCUCAUUGAAUUGCCAUUGUCGUGGAUAGGGGAUAGCUGAGAAUGUAGAAGAGAAGAAAGAGUAGAAUGGUUGGUAGAAACAGCCCCACAAAGAAAAAAAGAGAAAAGGUUGGGGGCUUUUAGGGUGUUGGUAGGGUUUGAAUUGGGGCUUGUGAUGGCUAUUUGACAGGUAGGUGGUGGUGGUGGAAACUUCAGCUGCCAGCUAUUGUGGAAGAAAGGGUGUGACUAUUUAUAUGUAUAGUCAUUGUACACAAGAAAACAACUUGAUGUUAGUACUAAUGUUGGGGGGUGUUUCAACCUGUUUGCUCUCUACUUAGCUUUCUUACUCGAA